Messenger RNA from Cephus cinctus (wheat stem sawfly), 1538 nucleotides. RefSeq lists its product as uncharacterized. Gene Ontology annotation, molecular function: U1 snRNA binding; U2 snRNA binding. The transcript has 4 exons. The record is from RefSeq and is a predicted model, not a curated record. NCBI's taxonomy places the organism in Eukaryota, Metazoa, Arthropoda, Insecta, Hymenoptera, Cephidae. Gene Ontology annotation, cellular component: Cajal body. Gene Ontology annotation, biological process: spliceosomal snRNP assembly. Bases 99 to 1451 code for a protein of 450 amino acids.
UGUACUAGUAAUGGCGCGAUUUUCUAGAAGUUCAUACCGGUUCAUUCAAGGUUACAUUGUGUACUGUCUUUCUUGAUUAUAAAACGUAAUUUGAUAAAAUGAAUCGUUCCAGCUUCACCAUUGUAGUAGAUUUGACAAAGUAUUUUACCGAUGCGAGGGCUUGCAGUCGAGUGUUUGUUGACGAGACGAAAGUAUGGUAUAUCAAUCAUUUAAAACAGCACAUUAUUAAUCUCUUUGGCAUCGAGGAACCGUUUCAUUUACUGAUAAAUAAGAUAGAAUAUCUGCCGCCUACUGAGGAUAUUCGAAUUAUUAACGGAAACGAUGUUGUCAUUGUUGUACCUGGAAGUGGAUUGUGCAGUGGUACUGUGACUGUACCAAAUCCAGUAUCAAUAACUGUACCAGAACGAAAGGCAUUGAAGGAUGUUAAUACAUCGAACAAGAUGCUUGACAAUGGAAACUUUCAAACAAGAAGAGUUAGUGAUGUUGAUCUCUUCAAGAGUGUGCAAGAGUCUGACACUUCUUCUACGACAAGAAAAUUUUCUUUGAGUGCAUAUAAGAGUUUUAAUACUUCUACUCCUGCUGCUCCUGGUAGAGAUACUACAAUGUUCCAUACUGUAAUUGAUGACACAGAACUUGAGAGUGCAACAGAGUCUAAAGCAACUGAUAGCAAUGGAGAUUUUAUUGUCUCGGAGGGUACACCAAUGGCUAAUAAGCGAAAGAGAAUACGACAUCGUCGUACUAAACGACAGACGCCAAUACCUCUGCAACCUUUUGAACCUAAAGAAAAUGGGCUAAAGAAACCAAGAACAAAUAAUUCUACGAUUAUUUCUUCAGGGAAGCAUAUUCGCUUUGAUAUCCAUGAACUGCAACCUGAUCAUAGUGUGACUACAGUGAUUGAUUUAAUCUCUCCAAACCCUUCCAAAGAUUUACCCUCGCAAUCAUCAAAUACCAAAGAUCUUUCUACACUCCUAGCACUUGGAAAAAGUUCUACGCCUGUGACAUUUUCCUCUAAGAAAGUUGUAUCAGAGCCAAAAAAGGAGACUAUGUCCAAAGAGCUUGAAAAGAGUAACAAUACCCCAGAUAAGACUAAUGAAGCAAAGCACAAUUCAACAAAUGGUAAAACUACCAUGACUGAAGAUUAUUCUGAGCUGGAUCCUCAGAAAUAUGCUAUUAUAACAGACAAACCACAGAAGAAUGACAUCGUAGCCUUCAAAGUUUUAAAAAUGGGUGUCGAUUAUACUCCACAAGUAUCAGAGUUCAUUAUUGCUGAGAUUGUGGAAUAUGUGCAAGAAACAUCUUCGUAUACCUUCAAAGUCAUACGGGGAAAGGAGCACUUGGAAUUACCUGAUGGGAAAUUCACCUUACCUGAAGAAGAAAAUAAGAUUUUGGAGGAUACGGUGACACUUGCCUAUGAUCAGCUUAUUGAACCUCGUCUCAUAACCAGCAAGUAAUUUAUUUAAUAACAUGCAAAACAUUCUCUACCGUCUACUAAAUAUAACACUCUGUGACUGAAAUAAUAUAUUUAACAUCUUUGAGUA